Molecule: messenger RNA, 3213 nt
Organism: Fimicolochytrium jonesii
Lineage: Eukaryota; Fungi; Chytridiomycota; Chytridiomycetes; Spizellomycetales; Powellomycetaceae
Product: Hsp70 protein-domain-containing protein
Exons: 5
Coding region: 46-3213 (1055 amino acids)
Biological process (GO): protein folding
Cellular component (GO): nucleus; cytosol
Molecular function (GO): ATP binding; ATP-dependent protein folding chaperone
Source: RefSeq, a predicted model, not a curated record
CUUUCCCUAAGCUCAGCGGCGGACACUCGCGCUGGGAGAAGACCAAUGGAAAACGCGCGCGUGAGUGCGUUCCAACUUCCAAUCGUUCAAGGAAAGGUCCCCAUCGCACAUGGCGUGUGGAAUGUUGGUGUGGAAUGUUGGUGGAUGGGCCCAAGCGCCACAGCAACAACCAUCAACAACAUCAACAACAUCGGUGGCGCCAAUCAAAACGCAGACGAUGCGCGCGGUUCCGGCGCUAAUCAUCACUCGCAUCGCUACUACCACAGUAAACUAUCGCUCCAACCGCGACGCGCCAACAGGCGGAGAGAGAGAACCGCAGAGAAAAAAGCACAGCGGGCAAGCAAGCUGCAGCGACCAGAGAGACAAAGAAGAAUAUCUGCAUCCACCGUCCUCUCGCACACCCUGCACUAUCUCUCAUCGUUUUCAACGACGUGUGGUUUCGGCAAAAUUCCUUCUCAAGCCUCUCCCACCUCUGUCGCUGCCUCCUUUAUCCCUGUCCCGGGUACCAACAUCGUAGCUGAUCUCGUCGUAGGCCUUCUUGCUGUCGGAGUUAUCGGUCUCGCAUCACUCUACUUCUUUCGCCGUACUUCUGCAGAUCCUUCUCGUCGCAAACGUCGUCGCGGAAGCAAGCAGCAGCAGCACAAAAAGGACCGCAAAGCUCAACCAGAACCACUCCUAGACACCGCACCAAAACACAACACUAUGUCCGUCGUCGGAAUUGACUUCGGAACUCUGAACACAGUUGUCGCCGUCGCGCGCAACAGGGGUAUCGAUGUUAUCGUCAACGAAGUGUCCAACCGCGCCACGCCAUCGCUAGUUUCCUUCGGAGAAAAGCAGCGUUACUUGGGCGAAAGCGCCAAGACGCAGGAGAUCUCCAACUUCAAGAACACCGUCGGAGGAUUGAAGCGUCUGAUCGGAAGGCCGUUCUCGGAUCCAGAUGUGAAGCUGGAAAAAAAGUUCAUCAACGCCAACCUCACCGAAGGCGAGCGUGGCGAAGUCGCGGCUUCCGUGUGGUUCCAGGAGGACCAACGUCAGUACACAUUCACACAGCUUGCGUCCAUGUUCUUGACAAAAGUCAAGGAGUUCACCAGCAAGGAAAUCAGUAUUCCCGUCACCGAUGCCGUUAUCUCGUGUCCUGGGUGGUUCACUGAGCACCAAAGGAGAGCUCUCCUCGACGCCGCAGAUGUCGCCGGUAUCAACGUCCUGAAGGUCCUUAACGACACAACAGCGUCUGCGCUCGGAUACGGUAUCACAAAGGUCGACUUGCCCGACCCUACUGACGCGAAAGCGAAGCCCAGAAUCGUCGUGUUCUUCGAUCUCGGCUACUCUUCGACGCAGAUCUCCGUCGUUUCCUUCGUGAAAGGAAAGCUCAUCGUCAAGGGCACCGCGUAUGACCGCAACCUCGGUGGUCGUGAUUUCGACGAAGUGCUUGUUCAGCACUACACCAAGGAAUUCACCGAAAAGUACAAGAUUGACAUUGCCAGCAAUGCGAAGGCCAUCUUCCGUCUCAGGCAGGGAUGCGAAAAGGUCAAGAAGAUCUUGUCUGCCAAUGCCGUAACUGUUUUGAACGUUGAGUGCCUCAUGGACGACAAGGACGUGUCCGCGCAGGUCCAGCGUUCCGAUUACGAGGAAUGGGCAUCUCCUUUGAUCCAGCGCCUGUCUGCUCCUCUGAAGGCGGCUCUUGACGCUGCGGGCGUUACCGCUGAGGAGGUCGACUUUGUCGAGCUCAUUGGCGGAUCCACCCGUAUCCCUGCGGUGAAGCAGACCCUUGCCGACCUUUUCGGUGCCGACAAGCUCUCCACCACUCUCAACCAGGACGAGGCGGUCGCUCGUGGAUGCGCUCUCCAAUGCGCCAUGAUCUCCCCUGUCUUCAAGGUCCGUGAUUUCGCGAUCCAGGACUGGAAUGGCUACCCUGUGGAGCUGUCUUGGGACGCCGCCCACGUCCCUACGCCCACUAACGGCGAGAAGCCCGAGACUGUGAUGGAGGCUUUCCCUAUCGGCAACGCCAUCCCCAGCUCUAAGAUUCUCACAUUCUACCGUGUGUUGAAGGAUGAGGAGAUCUCCGCUCAAGGAGGCUCCGUUUCUCUCGAUAUCGACGCUGCGUACAGCGAGAAGCGUGCUGAGCGCACAUACCCCGAAGGUAUCGGUGCCAAAAUUGGUACCUGGACGUUGAAGGGCAUCAAGAAGGUCGGUGGAGUCACCGAACAAGCCAACGGAGCACCAGAAGCGAGGGCCACCAUCAAGGUCAAGACGCGUUUGGACGGCAACGGAUUGGUCGCCAUUGAGAGCGCCAGUCAAAUCGAGGAACAGCUCGUCCCGGUGGAGGAGCCCAAGAAGGAGGCCGAGAAGAAGGAUGAGGCCACUCCCAUGGACGUCGACUCGCCUGCCGCGGAGAGCCCUGCUGAACCCGCUGCCGGCGACGGCCCCAAGACAAAGCGUAUCAUAAAGAAGCACGACCUCACCAUCGUAGCACGCACCUCUGCCGCCCCCGCCGAACUCCUCAACAAAUGGAAGGACGAAGAAGGUCAAAUGGCUGUCUCUGACCGUCUCGUCAUCGACACCGCUGAAGUCCGUAACGCGCUUGAGGAGUACGUCUACGACACGCGCUCCAAGGUUGACUCGGCCUGGAACGAAUUCAUUACAGAAGCCAGCAAGGCGACAUUCCUCAAGGACCUCAACGCCAUGGAAGACUGGCUGUACACCGAAGAGGGCGAGAGCGCCACCAAGGGCGUCUACGCUGAGAAGCUCGCUGGCCUGCAGAAGGUCGGAGACCCUGUCAAGCGCCGCUUCCUCGAGCGUGAGGAGCGCCCACGGACAGAAAAGCAAUUGCGCGAGUAUAUCAACUCCGUGAUCGUCAACACCACCGCUGGCGAUGACCGGUACGCCCACAUUGCCAAGGAGGACCUCGACAAGGUCGUCAAGGAGUGCCAGACAAAGCUCGCAUGGCUCAACGACGUGAUCGCCAAGACUAACGAGCAGCCCAAGCACCAAGAUCCCGCCGUCACCAUCGACCAGCUCCAGAAGGAGCGCGAGUACCUGCACCUCAUUGUCAACCCCAUUUUGAGCAGACCCAAGCCCGCGCCCAAGAAGGAGGAGCCUAAGGAGGAGCCCAAGAAGGAGGAGGCUACGAAGGAUGAGAAGCCUGCUACGCCUAAGCCCGAGGGGGAUGCCAAGGCCGACAAGGAGGCGGAUGACCGUAUGGAUGUUGACUAG